AUGGCAAACCAACAGAAACGGACCUGCCGUCGCCGUGACAGCGUCACUGGGUCCCAAAUGACGGGUGCCCCCACCCCCGCCAUCCCUCUGAUCGCCUCGGCCAACCCCUCCCGCAAUGGAUCCAUUGGCGCGCAGGUGGUACCUGGCCCGGUGUCAAUUGCCACCCUUUCCCCCACAGCCAUGUACCGUCCUUCCCGCAAUGGACCCAUUGGCGCGGAGGUGGUGCCUGGUCCUUCGUCGGCCACACCUUCACCAAUCUACCGUCCCUCAUCCACCUACCGCCCCUCCUACUUUCCCCAGAGUCCUCCGCACAGGACCUCCCCUCUGGUGGGCCCCGACACAGCCCUUCAAUCCCCCCCCGGUAUCCGACCACCUCAGAAACAGCCUGAAGCCAGCGCGCUGGAAGUACUGACUGAUGCUGAAGCGACAAUCUUUCGCCAGGAGAACGCACUGAACGACGCCAGGUCCCAGGCGUCGGCUUUGCGAUCCAAAAUGGCGACUGACCGUAACACCACCAAGCUUCUUGAUCAUGAGCAGAUGCAAGCCAUGAUCGACCAGGCAAACUCCAACAGAACCUCGCAAAUCGAUUGCCAAUUCCAGGUCCUUGAGGACGACCUGGAGCAGGUAUCUGUUGACCUGGAGCAUGCGGAGGGCAAGAAAAAGGCCCUCCAAGAUUGCAAGAAGAAGCUGGCGAGGGACCAGGCAGACUUGCAUGACCUUCGCCAGGUGGUUGGGGCGGCUGGCCGAAACCUGCAACGACAGGCACGCCUUGCGGGUGCGGAGGACCGACUGAAAGGCCUCCUUGACAAUGCGGAUAGAAUGCUUGCCGCGAGUAUGCAAAGCACAAGGGCAAGCCAGGUCCAGACUCGGAAGGCAACUAGCGCCGAGUCCUCGGCUAGCCCUGUGGGUAUUGCGCGCCGCCACGUCGUGGAAAGCCAGGAACCAGGCUCCCACGGGCAGGCAUUCGACCCCCACCCGCAGCAACUCGACAAGGGAAAAGAACGUGGCCCGAGAUCGCUCCCCCUUGAGGAUCGCGAAUAUGAUGACCUUAGCCCCGACGUCCUUGAUUCUCCUAGUAUUCCCUCUCUCCGUCCGCGAAUCGUCCCUCGAUCGAUUCGCCAGGGACCGCGACACGCUAACUUCCGCUCGCGCCGGGAAGAUACUAGAUCAUUGAUAAGUCAAAAACCAUCACGGGCUGGGUCACAUAUGGAUACGGCCACGGGACAAGAACUUGCCGGCAUGUUGCAGGCAGAUGAGUCGCAGGUGGGCGACCAUAAUGUAGUGGUGCAAGAAGCACCAGCUACCACCGCCACCAUCGCUCCCCAGCAGGUGGAGACCGUGGAUAUCAGUACCGAUACUACGGGACAAGAACUUGCUGGGAUGUUGCAGGCCGAGGUGUGCGACGAAAUGGUAGUGGUGCAAGAAGCACCAGCUACCACCGCCACCCUCGCUCCCCAGCAGGUGGAGACCGUGAAUAUCAGUACCGAUGCCACGGGACAAGAACUUGCUGGGAUGUUGCAGGCCGAGGUGUGCGACGAAAUGGUAGUGGUGCAAGAAGCACCAGCUACAACCUUGACUAUCGCUCCUCAGCAAGUGGAGACUAACGACAUGAUGGAACUCGACGACGAGCUGUUUUAUUCCGAAGUCGCAAAGUUGAACGACGAGUCCUUUGACGGUCACAUGGAAUGGGAUAAGGAGCAGACGCAUGUGAUCACACUGUACAACAAAGAUGACCUGGCGGCUCCGAGCCAGUCAUCUGGUGGUCAUGCUGCUAUCGCUCCCCCGUCUCUCCCAUUGACGCGAUCACUUAAUCGCGUCAUCGCGCAGGCCGUGGCAGCCAUCCCUCUCAAGCCUGGUCUGCCAAGGGUCCGCGACCGCUUCCGCGUCUUCAAACGACGCGACCGUCUCGUCGGGAGUGGCCGCCCUCGCGUACAUCGGAGGGUUGACUAUCUCUCUGUACGAAGAGUACUCAAACGGACAGCUGAUAUCUUUGGGUCCAGCGAGGACGGACAGCCAGCCCGGAAGAAACAAAAGUUGACGCAUACAGCCGCGAAUGUGCCAGAGAUGAGUGUGCCAGCUGUUUCGCAGCCAGCUCAAUCUGUGCAUGUCCAGACAGAGGAGGUGCCCACCCAGGCAGUUAUGAGUGUGCCAGCUGUUUCGCAGCCAACUCAGACCACCUUGGAGUCCACCGAGUCUGUUGAGGCCGAGCAGGUGUCUACACAGGCAGUAAUGAGUGAGCCAGCUGUUUCUCAGCCAACUCAGACUGUUCUGGAGUACACCCAGACUGUCUCAACCGAGCAGGUGCCCACCGAGACAGCUAUGAGUGUGCCAGCUGUUUCGCAGCCGACUCAAGUUGUCCUGGAGGCCACCGAGCAGGUUCCUAUCGAUGCAAUCUUGGGUGAGCCCGCUGUUUCUCAGCCGACUCAAGUUGAAUCGCAGGAAGAUGAGACGCUCGAGACCGUGCAGGUGCCUACCGAGGCAGUCAUGAGUGAGCCAGCUGUUUCCCAGCCGACUCAAGCUGCCUUGGAGUCCACUGUGCCUGAGUCCAGUGUACGUGAGUCCACUACGCUCGAGUCAUCCGUGUUCACUUUGUCCGGUGAAGUUGUGGGUGCGCCUGCUCCUAGUGAGCCAGCCCCAACUGAGUCAGUCCAAACUGAGCCAUCGUCAGUCGAGGAAAUUCCGAGUGUGCCUGCUGCUACUAAGCCGACUCGGAAUGAAUCAGAUCUGACUUGGCAGACAGAGGAUGAACUUGUUGUUCCGAGCCCGCGGACAGUUACUCGCUCGCACCUAGAUGCGUUGCUUGAGGCGCGCGCGGCAAGGACUCAAGCUCGUCCUAGCAUUAUGUCGUCUCCUGAGGGGUUGCAGGUCACAGCAACCUCUCGAGUUAUCUCCACCUCUUCCCUGGUCGCCAGUCCCGAAGACGCUUCGGUAAAGAAUGCCGUUGCAACAGGGACAGAUUCCCGUGCGGGGGUUUCGAAAGGCACCAAGAGGGUCGAGGACGCCGAAAACCCAAAUUGCAGCGCUCGACAGAAUGCAGGAGAACAGCGGGAGGAAAUGGGCGGAGCAGCGCCUUCUGGUCUUCAAAUGCCAGGAGCUUGGCCUUCCGACCCACCCGCCGUCACUGUGUCUGACGAGUCAGACAUGCAUGAAGGGUCGGCUUUGCUGAGGGGGUUGUGGACAGGAACUCGUCGGCUCUCCUUUGGUGUAUUUGCUAUGGUGAUGGUGAUUCUGCUGUCGUUCCCCCUGUGGGCAGGUCACCUUGGACACCUAGUCUACGCCUUGGAGGGUCCUGAACAGUUCCUGGAGGAACUGCGUUGGGAGCACGGAUAUGACGUUCCAAUCUUCGAUCGGAUUAUCUAUGUUCUCCUUCGUUGUUUUGCCGGAGAUCGGACGUUGUUCGGUUAA
This is a messenger RNA of Penicillium psychrosexuale, 3405 nucleotides long. RefSeq lists its product as uncharacterized. The record is from RefSeq and is a predicted model, not a curated record. The transcript has a single exon. Bases 1 to 3405 code for a protein of 1134 amino acids. Lineage: Eukaryota; Fungi; Ascomycota; Eurotiomycetes; Eurotiales; Aspergillaceae.